AUGUCGGAUGCUACACACGAGCGGUGGGCCAGUCAGGCCGAGUACCUGUUGUCAUGUCUGGGAUACGCGGUCGGUAUUGGGAACAUAUGGAGGUUUCCUUAUCUGUGUUACAGGAACGGAGGCGGCGCAUUUCUAGUUCCAUACUUUUUAACGUUAAUCGUGUGCGGCAUCCCUUUGGUUUACUUGGAAACUCUGUUAGGACAGUUCUCAAACGCUGGAUGCAUUUCAGUUUUCAACAUAAAUCCGUUGCUGAAGGGGGCCGGUUAUGCCGCUGUAAUGCUGAAUGUUAUAGCCGUAAUAUACUUCUCGUCUAUAAUGGCUUAUCCAAUACUAUACAUAUAUCACUCCUUCAGUUCGCCACUACCUUGGCAAACUUGUUCCAAUUCAUGGAACACUGAUAAGUGUACGGAGAUUACUGUGAACUCGAGUUUAUUUAUGAAUAGUACAUCAAUCACUACGCCCGAGGACGAAUUUUUCCAUAUACGUCUAUUACACAUGUCUUCAGGCUUGAGUCAGAUCGGUGGUAUAGUUUGGCCAGUUUUCUGGUGUAAUUUCAUCUCGUGGGUUCUAAUCUAUCUCUGCAUCUGCAAUGGAGUUAAGAGCGUCGGAAAAAUUGUUUACUUCACCGUCAUAUUUCCUUAUGUCGUGCUGACAGCUUUGUUCAUAAGAGGCAUAACAUUGCCCGGCUCUUGGCAAGGCAUACUUUACUUUGUGCUGCCAGAUUGGAAACAAUUAUUGAACCCAAAGGUGUGGGCUGAUGCGGCAACCCAAAUCUUCUAUUCGCUGGGUCCUGGAUGGGGGGGACUCGUCAGCAUGGCCAGUUUCAAUAAAUUCCAUUAUAAUAACUUAAGAUCAUCAAUAAUAAUUCCAUUAGUUAACAGUGGUACAAGUAUCUGGGCUGGGUUUGUUGUGUUUUCUGUGCUUGGUUUCGUAGCUGAGCGUGCUGGUGUGCCAGUGGGUCGAGUAGCGACUGCUGGGCCCGGGCUUGCUUUUGUAACCUACCCAGCCGCUGUCUCCAUGAUGCCGGCUCCGAAUUUUUGGGCUAUAACAUUCUUCGUUAUGCUUUUCUUUCUCGGUAUCGACUCAAUGUUCGUUACAAUAGAAUCAGUGAUAGCCGGUGUCUUGGACGAGUUCCCUCAGCUGCGGCGUCGUAAGAGAUUCAUUACUCUGAUGACCUGUCUGUGUCUCUUCUGUUUGUCAAUCAUUUGCAACACUGAGGGCGGAUUGCAUAUAAUAACUCUAUUAGACGGUCAUGUCGCGAUAGCAGCCGUGCCGGUAGUAUGCGGAAUGGAAAUAUUAGGGACUGUGUACACAUAUGGACCGAGGAAGUUUAGUAUCGAUGUUUUAUUCAUGACCGGGAAACCGUUGAUGCGAUUCUGGUUGAUAAUGUGGAGGUAUAUAGUACCAGUUCUGCUUGUGAUAAUAACAAUAUACUCUCUUCGCGAAGUGAAUGGCAUACCGGGAUGGAUCGUUGCUUUUAUAUCAGUUAUAUGCGUUCCUAUUCACGCUGCUAAAGUACUGUUGAGGGGAAAGGGGAAUUUUAUAAAGAGGAUACGAGACAGUUGUAAGCCGAGUAAGAAUUGGGGUCCCGUUGAACCUGUAAUAAGGGAACAGUGGAAAGCCUUCCAGAACCUUCACAAUGUAUCUGAUAUACCGCUCAACGUAACUAAAUAA
Danaus chrysippus (African queen) is the source of this 1674-nucleotide messenger RNA. The record is from the annotation of a GenBank genome assembly. NCBI's taxonomy places the organism in Eukaryota, Metazoa, Arthropoda, Insecta, Lepidoptera, Nymphalidae.